AUGGCUCCAUUAACAGUUGCAGUUGGUGAAGCUAGACCAGGCGAAACCGCCCCUAGAAGAAAAGCAGCUCAAAGAGAUGCACCAGUUGAACGUCCCGCAGACUCUUCAGCAACCACCAUGCCUGAGUUUAUCGAAGAAUGUUUCAAGAGGAAUGGUAACAAGCCAGGUAUGGCUUGGAGAGACUUGAAAGACAUUCACGUUGAAACAAAAAAAAUUACCAAAACAAUUGACGGCGAAAAGAAAACCAUUGACAAGGACUGGACAUACUACGAAAUGGGACCCUACAAAUACAUCAACUACCCAGACUUGCUCAAGCAAAUUAAAAACUACUCGAGAGGUUUAUUGGAAUUGGGAUUGAAACCAAACCAAGAAUCAAAAUUGAUGGUUUAUGCCGCAACUUCACACUAUUGGAUGCAAUCUUUCCUCGCAUCCACUUUUCAAAAUAUUCCCAUUGUUACCGCAUACGACACUUUGGGAGAAUCUGGGUUGACCCACUCUUUGGUGCAAACCGAAGCAGAUGCCAUCUUUACCGAUAACGGAUUAUUGGGCUCCUUGGUGAAACCAUUGCAAAAAGCCACUGCUGUUAAGUACAUUAUCCACUCUGAACAAAUUGACCCAACCGAUUCCAGACAGAAUGGUAAAAUUUAUCAAAAUGCCAAGGCUGCUAAAGAGUCACUUUUGCAAGUAAGACCAGACUUGAAGUUUAUAUCCUUUGACGAAAUUAUUGCAUUGGGCAAGGAAGCCAAUCAAGAAUUGCACUUGCCAAAACCACAAGACUUGGCAUGUAUCAUGUACACCUCUGGUUCAACCGGUGACCCAAAGGGUGUUUGCAUCACCAACAAAAACCUUAUAGCCGCAGUUGGUGGUAUCUCCACCAAUGCAGGUAGAGACUUGGUUGGUCCAAACGACUCGGUUAUUGCCUUUUUACCCUUGGCCCACAUUUUCGAAUUGGCAUUUGAAUGUAUUGUCUUUUGGUGGGGUGUCCCAUUGGGCUACGCCAAUGUCAAGACAUUGACAGAAGCCUCGGUUAGAAACUGUAAGCCAGACUUGAUUGAGUUUCAACCAACAAUUAUGGUUGGUGUUGCCGCAGUAUGGGAAUCGGUGCGUAAAGGUGUUUUGGCCAAGCUCAAGCAGGCUGGUUAUAUCCAACAAAAGUUGUUUUGGGCUGCAUUCAAUUCUAAAUCCGCAUUGAACAAGUUUAACAUCCCUGGUGGAUCAUUGUUUGAUGUUGUGUUCAAGAAGGUGAAGGCUGCCACCGGUGGCAAAUUGCGUUAUGUCCUUAACGGUGGGUCACCUAUUUCCAAUGAUGCUCAAGUGUUUAUCUCUACCUUGAUUGCCCCAAUGUUGUUGGGUUACGGUUUAACCGAGACAUGUGCUAAUGGUACCAUUGUUGAGUUUCGCCAUAUCGAGUAUGGCUCUUUGGGUACCUUGGUUGGUUCAGUUACUGCUAAAUUGGUUGACGUGGAAGAUGCCGGCUAUUUCGCCAAGAAUAACCAAGGUGAAAUCUACCUCAAGGGCGGACCAGUUGUUUCUGAAUACUACAAGAAUGAGCAAGAGACAAAGGAGGCAUUCACCGAAGACGGAUGGUUCAAGACUGGUGAUAUUGGUGAAUGGUCAGCCAAUGGUGCAUUGAAGAUUAUCGACAGAAAGAAGAACCUUGUCAAGACAUUGAAUGGUGAAUACAUUGCAUUGGAGAAGUUGGAGUCUAUUUAUAGAUCCAAUCCUGUGGUGCAAAACAUUUGUGUUUAUGCUGCCCAAUCCAAGGUUAAGCCAAUUGCCAUUAUUGUUCCAACUGAUGGAUUCUUGAAAAACUUGGGCUUUGACGAGCAGACAGCUUACGACGACAAGAAUGUGGUGAAGAAGGUACUUGGUGGCUUAAUAGAGACUGGUAAGAGCCAGGGCUUGAAGGGUAUUGAAUUGUUGGAGUCGAUUGUCCUUGUUCACGACGAAUGGACUCCAGCUAAUGGAUUCAUCUCUAGUGCACAAAAGUUGCAAAGAAAGAAGAUUUUGAAGGCUUAUGAAAAGGAGAUUAAGAAGGCAUAUGGUGAUAAUUAA
Molecule: messenger RNA, 2055 nt
Organism: Lodderomyces elongisporus
Lineage: Eukaryota; Fungi; Ascomycota; Pichiomycetes; Serinales; Debaryomycetaceae
Gene: FAA4
Product: long-chain fatty acid-CoA ligase
Exons: 1
Coding region: 1-2055 (684 amino acids)
Biological process (GO): long-chain fatty acid metabolic process; long-chain fatty-acyl-CoA metabolic process
Cellular component (GO): plasma membrane; lipid droplet; endoplasmic reticulum
Molecular function (GO): long-chain fatty acid-CoA ligase activity
Source: RefSeq, a predicted model, not a curated record